Messenger RNA from Octopus sinensis (East Asian common octopus), 2258 nucleotides. Its product is annotated as collagen alpha-1(XXVIII) chain-like. NCBI's taxonomy places the organism in Eukaryota, Metazoa, Mollusca, Cephalopoda, Octopoda, Octopodidae. The transcript is spliced from 5 exons. The coding region runs from base 297 to 1718 and encodes 473 amino acids. The record is from RefSeq and is a predicted model, not a curated record.
UGUACAGGACGUGGGCUAAAGAAAGAGAAGUUAAUCCUGUUAUGAUUUGCAGAUGGGGGAUACCCUAAAAAGUAGAAUGGCGUACCGGUAAUAUAAUGCCAUAUUUGGGAUGCUUCCUACGUAAUAACUGGAAGUAGUUUAGUUGGCCACUUGUCAACAUGAUUAUAGCUAUAUAUAUAAAGAUGAUCGUUUUCACUCAAUAUUAAAUUGGAUCGUUCUAAGCACACAGGUUAGUGCUAAUCAGCGAGAAGCAACUCUUUAUUAUAUAGACGGUCACUAUCGUAAGAAAUUUCAUCAUGCUUUGCCAAACCAUUGUAGUUUUCUGCCUGAUGUUGGUCUCAGCCUUUAGUAUGCCAAUGAAACGUUGCAAAGGAAAAGCAGUAAAUAUUAUGCUUGUAAUGGAUUCUUCCAGUAGUAUUUGGAUAGAAGAUUAUAAAAAACAGCUACAAUUUGCCCGUGAUUUGGUCGACAAUUUCGAUAUCGGUCAAACCAACUCUCAUGUACGUGUUGGUGCUAUAACCUUUAGUCGUACGGCUCAUUUAGAUAUACCUUUGGGAAGAUAUGCGAGCAAAAAGAAAUUACAGAAUGCUAUUCUAAAAAUCCCUUAUAGAACCGGAGAAACUAACACGGCAGAUGCUCUGCAUCUCCUAAGAACGGAAAUUGAACCAAAGAUGAAAGUCUUCACAGCUCCAUUUAUGGUAAUAGUCAUCACAGAUGGGAAAUCACGUGAUAGCUGGUCUACUCGAUACGAAGCCAGUUUGCUUCAUAAACUCGGUGUACAUAUUUAUGCUAUUGGUGUCGGUUACUAUUAUGACUUAAAGGAGCUGAAGUCCAUCGCCAGUGAUCCUGUCAGAAAUAUCCAGUUAGUGUCAAGUUACUCAGCAUUGGAGAAUAUUGCAAAACAUUUUGGUGUAAAAACAUGUGAAGAUAUUACAACUCCGCCACCAACUACAACAACUACGACUCCGAAACCGACAACAACGCCUACGACUCCGAAACCGACAACAACUACGACUCCAAAACCAACAACGACUACUACUACUCCAAAACCAACAACGACUACUACUACUCCAAAACCAACAACGACUACUACUACUCCGAAACCAACGACUACUACACCAAAACCAACGACAACAAAAAUUCCACGUCUGCAAAGAGACGACCAGAGCGCUAUAUCUUUUGGAUAUGAUCUUUUAUCAAUGGGAGCCUAUCGAGCCAAUAUGGUCACGAGGUUCAUCAAUACCCUUCUUCCGCACACUGGUUAUGGCAACUUUGCAGUUGUUACCUAUGCCCAUUGUCCUACAAGCUUCAAUGUUCCUAUCACAUCAUUGUUAAAUAAAUCGGACGCAGAUAUAGGCCAUAGUAUCAAAUUAAAUGUUCCUGGAUUGGCAGAUGUUGUGCACCAGAUUGGAAACGAACUAUACAAAGAAAGUAAUAUCAACAAAACUAAAACUGCUGUUUUAUUUAUUGAUCCAAUGGUAUCAGUUAUAACACCUGGUGUAGUGAGUGAAACUGAAAAACUUAAACAGAAAGGGGCAAAAGUAUUUCUAAUAAGCGUCGGACGUAAAGAAUGGCAAAACAAACUACUUGUGCGCUCUUUGAGCAGUCAACCGUAUCAUAGGUAUACUUACAGUGCACCAAAUUACAACCGAUUAGUACAGAGAGCUGAAUAUCGACCUUUCCAAUACAGAAAAAUGUGUAAAGGCUAUAGGUUAUAGUCUUGUUUCGUAACGACUGCAGGAUCAGUCAAGAGAACUUCUUCCAUUUACAUUAUUUUAGUAAAUUAUUGCUUAUGUAAAUAUACAAUUUAUAUUUAAAACAUGAUUUCUUCAUCGGCACCUGCAUCUACAUCUUCAUAUACAUUUUUGUCAUCAUUCAUUCUUCUUAUAUUCCUUUUUAUGACAUUGUCUGACGAGUAUUGCAGAGAAACUAACUUCUUUCAGGAAAUGUAUUAAUUCUAAUUAACUGAAAUAAAUAAUUUUAGGUUGUUCUUUACGAAGACACCUAAUCUGUUGCUGGCAGCAGUUCUUUUCCAAGUCUUUUCGAGCCAUAAUGUAAAAAUGUAUACGAAUUUUGCUUCAUUAUGAAAGAUAGGUAAGUUAUCUGAAAUCUGAGUUCGCAACAUGUAUAAACGUCGAUUUUGAUACAAACAACGCAUAAUCUCAUUUGUCAUCCAUUAUAAAUAUCUGUACUUAUAUCUAUGUAAGAAAUUAUUAUAUAUAUUGAAAUAAAUUCUAUAUUUAUUAUUACAUAAUACA